AUGCCCGAUACCGCAUCCAGGGGAUUUCAAUUGGGAACGACACUAGACUCGACAGACGAUUUGCAGGCGCUAAACGGGAAUAUCAGCGACGCGAACAAAGACGCUAACGGGAUCGAGAAAGGCGACGACAACGACAGCAGCAAUAACAAUAACAAUAACAAUAACAAUAACGACAGAACCGUCACUACCACUGCUACUGAUCCAGCUAUUGCCACUGCCACUGCCACUGCUGCUACCGGUUUAAGUUCUACGACACAAAAAUCCGACGACACUAUCACUCUCGACGGAUUGGAAGAGAACACCCACACACCCACAGACGUGCACAACGACAGGGAAAACGACGUCGUUUCUCACGGAAACCUGGAAUUAAAUUUGGGAACAUCAAAAACAGAAACAACAAUAACAACACCACCACCACCACCACUACCCAAAUCACCAAACACAGCGCUUGGUUUUACCAACCACAACGACCGCAGCCCUAUCACUGCUGACAUCAACGGUAGGCCCAGCGAGCACAAGCAGCCUUCACAGACCGUCAACGACAUCUCUUCGACUACGCCAUCCGCGGUCGAACACAAUCCCGCGUCAACAACAGCAGCCGACCACGAAGGUCUUGAGGCCGCAGCACGCACUCAGAGACCCGAACAGCAGCUCCAAUCGCAACUGGCUAGUCAAUCGGACGCCAUAGCACUUCUCAACGACAAGCUCCAGCAAGUGGAAAAUUCGGCGUGCACCACAGACGAGGGACUCAACCAACUUUUAGGCAAUCUCUCUGCUUCGACCCGCAAUCUAGCGCAUAACCAGCAGGUACUCGAAAACAAACUCGAGGACUUGCUCAGAAACCAAGUUCACACCGACUCCAGCGUCAACGCAUUACUGGAGAAACUUCAAGGCGUAUCACAGUCGAUCCACAGAGCCGCAAGAUCAAACGCUCUGGCAUCAUCAUCGGCAGGUGCACCACAAUCGAUCCAUCGCGGACCAGGUAGACCUCCAAAAACCAGAAACGGCUGGUUCUCCGUCGCAAACUCGCUCUCCAUGACCAGCAAGGAUUCGCUCCCAGACAGCAACGUGGGAAUUCCCCGCAGCCGGCGCAUGUUUCAGGAUCCAGAAUCGUCGCUAGACGCUGAAUCGGGACUCGCCGGCCAAGCCAGGUCCUUGAGACAACAACAAACCAGCUCUUCGUCAGCAGCCUCAGAAGCCGCACCCAAAAAAAGGGGUCCAGGUAGACCACCUAAACGGAAACAUCAUUGGGCCGAGAGAGGACAGAGCGGCUCAUCUCGUGCACAGAGCGCCGAGGGUGCCACUGGUGACUCUGACUCCGAGCAUGGCAAAGACGAAGAAGACGUCGAUGAAGAUGACGAUGACGAAUAUCAUGCAUCUGAUGAACCUAAACUCGAGGACGACGACUACUUGGCCCGUUCUUUGGGCGAUAAUUCAGGCUUGCAAGUCGAAGACUCAUUUUACGAACAAAAAGCUCAACGUGGCAGAGGUCGUCCGAGCUCCAAAUCUUCUGACAAAGCUCAGCCUUUGACAACAGCACAGAUGAAAAUGCAGCAAGAGCUGGAAAGGCGCCGAGACGCUCGCGAGCAAAUGCUUGUGUCCAUGAAGUACAGCGACCGUAACAAGGCCAAAGUGUUUAUGGAGUCUAAUAAAGAGUUAUUGAGAGCAAUGCGAGAAGAAGAAAGACGCAAGAGAAUGACAGCUUUUCAUUACGAUUCUCAAAAUCAAUCUGGUGGAAACACCCCUAUUAACACGGCUGGUCACAGUUCUCCUUCUCCAAAUGCCGCUUCCGGAAUAGGCGCUACGCGUCUGUCUCAAUUCGCAACUUUGGCUGCAGGGAACCACGGCUUUGACGCUGAGAACCAUGAUCCUUCCAUUGUCGCUCAAGGAGCAUCUUCUCACACCGAAGGCGGUCCCGGAACCCCACCUUCAGAAUCAACGCGCGAAGCUACUACGACCCCAACACUAGCCUCAAUUGCAGCCUCAUCCGAUUACAACACACCCAUGCCACCACUACCACGGAAAGUUGGGAUUCUAUCAAUGCUCAACGAAGAUGAAGGCGAGGCUUCUGGUCAUAAGCGGAGGCACCCAGAGCUUUACGAAAACGGUCUUUCUCCAGACUUUCCAAGCAAAAAAGAGAGAUUAGAGGAAGGUCGCGAUUUUCGGUCUAUCAUCCCCAUGCUUCCGGAGAAAAAAGAUAACAGAGGACGUCCCGCAAAUAGUAGUAGUAGCGGAGACAAUUCCACUGCUCUAUUAUUAGCGUCUCCAGUAGAGCUACUCUGUCGUGAUGGCUACUUUUACCGUAAAUCAAAUCCAGAACUUCCUAUCACCACUGGAGAUUAUCUCGAGUUCAAAUUCAAGUCUAAGGAAGACGAAUUAAUUCGUUUGAACUUGAGUCAAUCGGAUUAUGCCGAGCUCACAAGACAAGAUAGGAUCAACGCUUAUUUCUUGAAGCCGGACAUCGAACGAGAAACAGAUUUCGCUUGUCGACUUCUGAGCAAGACUGUAUUAACAGAACGAUACGUCAACAGUCUGGAAUAUUUCACAAUGGAGUUCCGUUGGGAAAACAGACUAGUUGGACUGGGUCUCAAACUGCGCGAGUCUAAGAGAACCUGGCAAAGACGGAAAGCUUUGUUCGCUUUGUUUGAAUUCUGGAGAGACAAGUCUAGAGAGAAGAGAGGAUUUCCUGAGUACACUAUGAUGCACGCCGUCAAAGAAAUGGAAAAUUAUCGUAUCUUCAUCAACAGGUCAGUAUCAUGGUUUUACAACCAUAUCACCUUGCUUAAGAUGAUUUUGUAUGAUUUGUGUGACAACACUCAAACUCAAUGGAGAGAGUGGAUGUUUCCAAGAGGCCAACCGAUUCCCGUGGUUGGAGAAUCUCUGGCCGAAGACAAAUUGAACGCGGCCAUAGGCCAGGUCCUGGCUUUAGACUUUCUAGAAGAUGGCACCGACAAUCGCGAUGUCAAGGCGUCGUCUGCUAAUGUAGUGGUUGAGCAGACUCCCGCUGUUGACGAACAAAAAACCGAAUGA
Molecule: messenger RNA, 3030 nt
Organism: Lachancea sp. 'fantastica'
Lineage: Eukaryota; Fungi; Ascomycota; Saccharomycetes; Saccharomycetales; Saccharomycetaceae
Source: the annotation of a GenBank genome assembly